Molecule: messenger RNA, 657 nt
Organism: Penicillium maclennaniae
Lineage: Eukaryota; Fungi; Ascomycota; Eurotiomycetes; Eurotiales; Aspergillaceae
Exons: 4
Coding region: 1-657 (218 amino acids)
Source: RefSeq, a predicted model, not a curated record
AUGGAAUCGGGUACCCCUGAGCCAGCGACCUCCCCCUCCUUGCCUCACCCAACCCAGGUCGCUCCUCCGGCCCUUCUCCAUGCGGUGCCCGCCAUGUCUCUCAAUGGGCUAGAUAAUCCCACCGUGGUUGAAGCCUACCAGAGUGCUCUGGCUGACGCCGGUGGAUGGAUCCUUCUACACUACACCGCUAGGGAUGAAGUAGCUCUGCUUGAUCGCGGCACCGGCGGGGUGCCCGAGGUACGCAAUGCCAUAGACAACUACGAGGAGAUCUCGCCGUUGUAUGGCUUUCUGCAGUAUCGACGGCGAAAGGUCAUCUUAAGAUACAUGCCUGAGGGGCUAUCGCGCCUCAUCCAAGCUCGAAGCAACGUUCAAUUUCAAUCCGUCCUCGACAAGUUUACCCCGAAUGACACCGUACUCACCCUGACUCAGGCAUCCGAGCUCAAUGAGAGCGCUCUAUCGUCCGCAUGUCUCCUGCACACAGCUUCCGGAUCGAUAACCUCUUCAUCGGGCUCUUUGCGGCGCCGUCGAUUGAUGGAAAUAACCGAAGAUGCCGAGGAAAGUGGAACAAAGGAAGAAAAAAGGAGCAGGGGCCAGAGCAGGAGCAGACACAGCUUCCUCCGCCGAUCACUGAGACAACGCAGAGCUCCGGCAGCCUAA